Cercocebus atys (sooty mangabey) is the source of this 3456-nucleotide messenger RNA. RefSeq names its product tripartite motif containing 6 (gene TRIM6). The coding region runs from base 110 to 1834 and encodes 574 amino acids. Gene Ontology annotation, molecular function: zinc ion binding; protein binding. The record is from RefSeq and is a predicted model, not a curated record. NCBI's taxonomy places the organism in Eukaryota, Metazoa, Chordata, Mammalia, Primates, Cercopithecidae. The transcript has 8 exons.
CGCCCCGGCCUCCCAGGGUGCUGGGAUUACAGGGGUGAGCCACCGCGACCAGCCUCAAAAACUAUCUCGAUCUCCCUUACCACCUGAGGGGUCGCUGGUGACCACACCCAUGGAAUCUGCUGGAUCUCCUGCGGUGCUGGACAAUUUGACCCUCCUCCUCCCCUGGUCCCGCCCCUUCCCCCCAGAGUCUUUCGGCUUGGGUGGAGGACGCGGCUGCUGCAAGUCUUCGGCUCUGAUCCAGGCCACAGAUUCCAGGAUUCUACAAGCAGGAAACAUCUUAGAAAUCAGGGCUAGGCAGGCAGGAGCCAGGAGAGUAGCUACAAUGACUUCACCAGUACUGGUGGACAUACGAGAAGAGGUGACCUGCCCUAUCUGCCUGGAGCUCCUAACAGAACCCCUGAGCAUAGACUGUGGCCACAGCUUCUGCCAAGCCUGCAUCACACCGAAUAGCAGGGAAUCAAUGAUUGGUCAAGAAGGGGAAAGAAGCUGCCCUGUGUGCCAGACCAGCUACCAGCCAGGGAACCUGCGGCCUAAUCGGCAUCUGGCCAACAUAGUGAGGCGGCUCAGAGAGGUGGUGUUGGGCCCUGGGAAGCAGCUGAAAGCAGUUCUUUGUGCAGACCAUGGAGAAAAACUGCAGCUCUUCUGUCAGGAGGAUGGGAAGGUCAUUUGCUGGCUUUGUGAGCGGUCUCAGGAGCACCGUGGUCACCACACGUUCCUCGUGGAGGAGGUUGCCCAGGAGUACCAGGUGAGACCCCAGGAUGGAAGGGGAGACAGAGAAACAGGGUCUUUGGAAAAGUUUCAGGAGUCUCUAAAGAAGCUGAAGAAUGAGGAGCAGGAAGCUGAGAAGCUAACAGCUUUUAUCAGAGAGAAGAAGACAUGCUGGAAGAAUCAGAUGGAGCCUGAGAGACACAGGAUCCAGACAGAGUUUAAUCAGCUGCGAAACAUCCUAGACAGAGUGGAGCAGCGAGAGCUGAAAAAGCUGGAAGAGGAAGAGAAGAAGGGGCUACGAAUUAUAGAAGAGGCUGAGAAUGAUCUGGUCCACCAGAGCCAGUCACUGCGAGAGCUCAUCUUGGAUCUGGAGCGUCGAUGUCAGGGGUCAACAAUGGAGCUGCUUCAGGAUGUGAGUGAUGUCACAGAAAGGAGUGAGUUCUGGACCCUGAGGAAGCCAGAAGCUCUCCCUACAAAGCUGAGAAGUAUGUUUCGAGCCCCAGAUCUGAAAAGGAUGCUGCGAGUGUUUAGAGAGCUGACAGAUGUCCAAAGCUACUGGGUGGACGUGACCCUGAAUCCACACACAGCUAAUUUAAAUCUUGUCCUGGCUAAAAACCGGAGACAGGUGAGGUUUGUGGGAGCUAAAGUAUCUGGACCUUCCUGUCUGGAAAAGCAUUAUGACUGUAGUGUCCUGGGCUCCCAGCACUUCUCCUCCGGAAAGCAUUACUGGGAGGUAGAUGUGGCCAAGAAGACUGCCUGGAUCCUGGGGGUAUGCAGCAAUUCAGUGGGACCUACAUUCUCUUUCAACCAUUAUGCUCAAAAUCACAAUGCUUACUCCAGGUAUCAGCCUCAGAGAGGAUACUGGGUGAUUGGGUUACAGCAUAACCAUGAAUACAGGGCCUAUGAGGAUUCUUCCCCUUCUCUGCUCCUCUCCAUGACGGUGCCCCCUCGCCGUGUUGGGGUUUUCUUAGAUUAUGAGGCUGGCAUUGUUUCCUUUUAUAAUGUCACAAACCAUGGCUUCCCCAUCUACACUUUCUCUAAAUAUUACUUUCCCACUACUCUUUGUCCAUAUUUUAAUCCUUGCAACUGUGUAAUUCCUAUGACCCUGCGUCGUCCAAGCUCUUGAAUAGUCUUCUGUUCCCACCCACUUCUGAUAAGUACCCUGAGGCUUAUCAGCAUGUGAUUCUCCCUUCUGAUCUUCUGUUUUCUGUGUUCUCAAUUCUUUUGUCAUUUUUUUGGUUUUUGGAUUUGUUUGAGAUGGAAUCUCGCUCUGUUGCCCAGGCUGGAGUGCAGUGGCGCAAUCUCAGCUCACUGCAACGUCUGCCUCCUGGGUUCAAGCAAACCUCCUGCCUCAGCAUCCCAAGUAGCUGGGAUAACAGGCUCCCACCACCAUGCCCAACUAAUUUUUGUAUUUUUGUAGAGAUAGGGUUUCACCGUGUUGGCCAGGCUGAUCUCGAACUCCUGACCACAAGUGAUCCACCCACCUCGAUCUCCCAAAGUGCUGGGAUUACAGAUGUGAGCCACCGCACCCAGCCAAUUCUUUCGUUUUAAACAUUUACUCAGUACUAGGAUGCACCCAGUGGUGAAAGUAGGCAUCUUUGUCUGAUGACAGGUCUUGACGUGGAUAGGGGGCACUUUCAUUAUUUUGCCGUUAAGCAUCGUAUUUGAUGCAGGUUUUUUUUGUUGUUGUUGAUGCAGGGGAUCAAAUUUAGGAAGUUCUCAUCUGUUAAUUUGCUACAAGUUUUUGUAUAAAAUGAAAAACCGUAUUCUACCUAUGUCUUUUCUGUAAAUUAUUGAGAUAAUUGUGUGUAAUUUUUAUUCUGUUAAUGUGGCUUAGUACAUUGAUUUACUUCAAUUUGUUAUAUUGGCCACAAAUUGCUGAAAUACACUAUUAUUUGUUGUAUGCAAUACUGGAUUUAUUUUGAUAAUGUAUUGUUUAGAUUUUGUUUUCAUCUAUGUUAAUGAAAGAAAUUGGCCUGUAUUUUUACAUUCUUGUAAUAUCUUUGCCAGGUUCUAUAAAAUGCAAUAAUAACCAAAUAAAUUACUGUGUUUUUGUAUAAGUAUGUAUAGGAUUGGGCUCUAAAGCCAAACCAUUAUAAUGAUAAUUUGGGUAGCUUCAAACUCAAAUUGAAGAGAGUCUUCGCUACAAUCUUCACUACAACCUUCGGCCUUCCUCUCUACAUUUAAGAAUAGCAAUAGAACAAUAAAAACUAUAUAUAUCUUUCCGAUAAAUUGAAGUAAAAACAAAAGGAUAGUGGAGAGAGAAAAACAAUCCAAUACAUAUUUUUCUCUCAGAAUAGAAAGAAAAUUCAAAGAGAAAAUAUGAAUAAUAUAAAGCACUUACAGGAAGAGGAUGAUUUCUUCCAGCUUUUCCACACUCUCUUUUCCUUAGCACAGGAACAAACAGCUGGUGAGUGAGCUGCUGUGACUUUGGUAGAGAGGUGCAAUAUGUUUUUUGAACCAGCUAUAAAAGAAAUUAUGAGGUACAUGUGAGGGUAGAAACAAGUAUCAAGGAGAAGAAUGGCACUGGCUGUCCCAUGUGGUAUCCAGGAGCCACCAAUGUCUAUUGAGGACUUCACACAUGACUAGUCUGAAUUGAGAUGUGCUCAAAGUAUAAAAUGUAUACCAGAUUUCAAAUACUUACUUCAAAAAAUAAUGUAAAAUAUCUCACUAAUAACUUUUCCUUUGCGUAUUGCAAUGAUAAUAUGUUGGCUCUAUUGGAUUAAAUAAAAUAUGUUAUUCAUUGUA